Molecule: messenger RNA, 1878 nt
Organism: Colletotrichum chrysophilum
Lineage: Eukaryota; Fungi; Ascomycota; Sordariomycetes; Glomerellales; Glomerellaceae
Exons: 4
Coding region: 1-1878 (625 amino acids)
Biological process (GO): nuclear-transcribed mRNA poly(A) tail shortening; regulation of DNA-templated transcription
Cellular component (GO): nucleus; CCR4-NOT core complex; P-body
Source: RefSeq, a predicted model, not a curated record
AUGGCGGCACGAAAACUGCAACAAGAAGUCGACAAGUGCUUCAAGAAGGUGGCCGAAGGCGUCGCCGAGUUCGAGGCCAUCUACGAGAAAAUCGAGCAAUCGAAUAACAUUUCUCAGAAGGAGAAGCUGGAGGACAACCUCAAGCGUGAAAUCAAGAAGCUCCAGCGUCUACGAGAUCAGAUCAAGACAUGGGCCGCAAGCAACGACAUCAAGGACAAGGCUCCUUUACUGGAACACCGUCGCUUGAUCGAGACGCAAAUGGAGAAGUUCAAGGCCGUCGAGAAGGCCAUGAAGACUAAGGCAUACUCCAAGGAAGGGUUGGCCUCUUCAGCGAAACUCGACCCACAAGAACAGGCCAAGGCAGAGGCAAGCGAUUUCCUGAGCAGCAUGGUCGACGAGCUGGAACAACAGAUCGAGACCCUCGAAGCCGAGAGUGAGUCGAUACAAGCCACCAUGAAGAAGGGCAAGAACCAGUCUGCCAAGGCCGAGCGCAUCGCCGAGAUCGAGCGCAUCAUUGAGCGCCAUAAAUGGCAUCAGAGCAAACUUGAGCUAAUUCGGAGAUCCCUCGAGAACGGUGGCGUGGAUACGGAUCAAGUGACCGACCUCGAGGAAUUGAUCCGCUAUUACGUUUCAGAUGGCAUGAACGACGACUAUAUCGAGGACGACGAGAUGUACGAUGACUUGAACUUGGACGAGGAGGAGGGCGUGUACGGCAUGCCUCAGGAUGGUGACAAGGGAUCGUCGCAAGACGCCCAGUCGCAAGCAGAGGAGCCAACACCGGAGCCCGAGAUCAUCAAGCCUCCAAGCGCAAAGCCAAAGGCAGUGGCAGAGGUAUCUGCGUCGGGACGGAGGUCGAGUGCGCAAUCCAAGUCCCCCUUACCGGCGCUGGCAACGCUGCAUACGCCAUUAGCGACUAUCAGCAACGGCAACUCGAGCGGCCCCGUCAUGAAGCCAGCAUCUGUUCCCGCAAGACCUGCAGAAGGCCUCAAGUACGCGUCUGCGGCGGCGGCAGCAGCGGCGUCAGACAAGAUUGGAAUCUCCCCGUUGCCACCUCCACCAGGCGCCCAACCCGUCGCCAUUGCCAGUCCAGCGCAGGCCAAGACGAGCGUAUCAAACUCUCCAGCAACGACAUCCGCACACCCAGUCGCUGCGAAAGAGCCUGAAAUCAAGCAGCCAACGGUACCGUCAGCAAGCACGAGCGAGGCCCCCGCAACCAGCGCAAAGGCAAUGCCCACUCCGAGCAAAGCGGAAAAGCGGGCAGCCAAGAACCAAGCCGCGGCGGAGGCGGCGGAAGCUGCCAAGGCUGCUCAAACGAACGGCGCCGCCAACGGUGUCAAGCCUGUCGUGGAGGAAGAAGAAGAGGAGUCGAUAUACCACCUUCCCGCUUCUCUCCAAGACCUCGUCGAGUCGUUCGAGACGUCACGCAAGCGCCCGCCUUCCUACACCUCAGCGACCACACAGCGCAUGCUCCAGGCAUCGCAGGCCAUGUGCCCCGACAUUAUGGACACGGAUGUACCGCGGACCUACCGCCCCGACGUGCGCAUUUCGUCGUCAGGAACCGGCUUCCCUUCGGAGCCUCUUCCGCUAUUCGAGGACCCGCGUCUGUACCAGCGCAUCGAUCCUGACACUCUAUUCUACGUCUUCUACUACAAGCAAGGCACGCCCCAACAAUACCUGGCGGCCAAGGCGCUGAAGGAUCAGAGUUGGCGGUUUCAUAAGCAGUACCAAACCUGGUUCCAGCGCCAUGAGGAACCGAAGAACAUUACGGAGGAGUUUGAGCAAGGCACAUACCGGUUCUUCGACUAUGAGAGCACAUGGAUGAACCGUAGAAAAGCGGACUUCAAGUUCGCCUACAAGUUCCUCGAGGACGAUGUAUGA